Messenger RNA from Musa acuminata AAA Group (dessert banana), 707 nucleotides. Its product is annotated as glycine-rich protein DOT1-like. Lineage: Eukaryota; Viridiplantae; Streptophyta; Magnoliopsida; Zingiberales; Musaceae. The coding region runs from base 51 to 509 and encodes 152 amino acids. The record is from RefSeq and is a predicted model, not a curated record. The transcript has a single exon.
CGUGCUGCAGGCUCCGCAUCACUACCAAUCCCACGUCGACUGUGCUGAAGAUGGCCAAGCUCUUCCUCCUCCUCCUCUUUGGCGCCCUCGUCUGCUCCGCCGGUGCCAGGAAACUCGCUAGCAAAGCGCCUUUGGAGGAGAAGAGCUGGUUCCACAAAGGUCGUGGCCAUGGGGGUGGCUCCGGCGGAGGAGGUGGAUACGGUGGCGGAGGUGGUUAUGGUGGUGGAGGUGGGUAUGGUGGCGGCGCCGGGCACGGAGGUGGAUAUGGUGGUGGAGCUGGGUAUGGUGGCGGCGGCGGGUAUGGUGGGGGUGGAGGAGGAGGCUAUGGAGGUGGAGGUGGUGGUGGACAAGGCGGAGGCUACGGAGGAGGAGCUGGCGCUGGCGGUGGGUAUGGAGGUGGUUCGGGUUAUGGCGGAGGAUAUGGAGGUGGCGCUGGAGGCGGUUACGGUGGCGGUGGUGGGUCAGGCGGCGGCUACGGCGGAGGAGCUGGUGGCGGUGGACACCCAUGAAGGAUUCCGACGAUGAACUGCGUUGUGUGUCGCUUUCAUUGUAUCGUAGUACGUAUGCUUGUCGAGAAUAAGUUGCGCAGCAUCAGCAUGCAUUACUUCAACCGAUGAUGGCUUGCCCUAAUUAUAUUUUGUGCACGAUGUAAUAUUUGGUUUGACAUAUACCAAUAUUAUUGCUAGAUCAAAUCACAAGUUAUGCGA